AUGCCCUCUAUCAAAGUGAAAUCGAACUCCGGCAGCCUAACUUACAACUACACCAUUUCGACACCAACAUCACCCAAUGCUAAAUCUAUUGACCCGACAUUGCCUACCGUUUUAUUUCUCCACCCUGUCUACAUUGGCAUAGACAUCUUUCAAAUGCAGUUUGGGGAUCGCACUCUUCGGAAGUUUAACCUCGUUGCAAUGGAUCUACGGGGGCACGGGGAAACCGGUGGUAGCGCUCCGAAGCAUUAUGGGCAGGAUGACGCGGCAGCAGACAUUGUGAAAUUCAUGGAAGCACUACGGCUACCACCGUGCCACAUUUUCGCACUUUCGAUGGGAACCAUUAUCGCGCUUCAAGUCGCCAUUUCCUAUCCGGAGAAAGUUCUUUCUUUGUUCCUCGUAUCUGCUUUGGGCCUUGAAGAGCCUGCAGAUGUCGCUCAGGGCAGACAAGAAAUUGCUGAUUGUUGGAGCGAAGGUUUCAAAGGUUCAACGGUCGAUGAAGCGGCGCUCUACGACGCAAUAUAUGGCGCUCUUCAACUCGGUUUCAACAGCGAACAGUCCUCCAUGGUCAGAGCUUUGGUUAAGCGUACAUUACCGCAAGCCAUGACCAAUUGGGGCGCAAAGAGACUAGACGUCUACAGCACACUCACCGUCAAUUUCUUCACGGAACGAAAGGCUCAUUUUCUGGAAAACCUGUCAAAAAUUGUUGCCCCGCUUUCAGAGGAAUUUCUGAAGAACCUUCAAGAUGCUAGGGUAAACGCUUCUCUUGAUAAAAUCGAAGGUGCCUGUCAUUUUGGUUGCGUUACGCAUUCGGAACAAGUCAAUCCCCUUUUUGUUGAUUUCGUUUUGGAAUACACGACGGGCCAGAUACCUCCGACGCCAUCAUCUGUGAUUUCACCCUUUGAGGCGGGUUUGAUUAAAGCUGGGUGGACAAACGAUGACUCAGAUGAUGAAUAAAAAAUAAUAGUGGUGUAUAGCUUCAACUUUACCUCCUUUCAUUGGGAAUUUGUUGAGAACUUUAUAUGUACUAUAUGUACUAUUAGAAAUGCAAUGUAGAAUAUAGAACUCGUCAAACGUG
Molecule: messenger RNA, 1075 nt
Organism: Desarmillaria tabescens
Lineage: Eukaryota; Fungi; Basidiomycota; Agaricomycetes; Agaricales; Physalacriaceae
Product: alpha/beta-hydrolase
Exons: 7
Coding region: 1-954 (317 amino acids)
Source: RefSeq, a predicted model, not a curated record